Mycena citricolor is the source of this 960-nucleotide messenger RNA. NCBI's taxonomy places the organism in Eukaryota, Fungi, Basidiomycota, Agaricomycetes, Agaricales, Mycenaceae. The record is from the annotation of a GenBank genome assembly.
ACAAUCCAUGACGGAACCCCCAGUGUAAGGUUGACCAUACAGGACAUGGACUGUUAUGGUAAAUGCGAUCAUGAUUCGGCGUUGGGGCCUUGAGUAGGGAUCGCGUCACAUCGUGACACGCCCACCCGUUGUCAUCCUAUACACGACAUCCUCUCGCUUAUUUUCUCCCUUGUACCUCUCCGUCACAUGCACCUCGACGCGUCGACGCGCCCGACCAGGAUGUACCGAAAUCUACAGAGCUUAUAAUCAGUAAUGCAUGUUGACCUCUCAGACUUUGUAUUGAGAGGAUUGAGGAAUGAGAACGAGUUGGUUAACAAGUGCGAGCAGACAGCUACACUAUAGCUACUGUACUAUUUAUCCUUACACUCCCCAGGUGAGUCUUGAGGUCCCACCCUCUCGGUACCCAUCACUGACAUCUUUUUCCAGGUCUUGUAGAAUGGGAUCUCUCCGGCUCCACACUGACGAGACUCGAAAGUGUCGACAAUUUUGCAGUUAAGUUAGCUGGAAUGCAUAUGUGUGUUGAGACGUUUGUUGUCCUUUGGCUCAUUUUAAAUUUACACGUAAUUAGUAGAAAAUGUUUCUUAACCUGUCGUUCGCAUUUAUGGCCAACGAUACAGGUGGAGUGUGUAUAGAAAACCUCUCGAAAAGGCUCGAUUUGGCGGCAUGAGCUCGCUGUCAUCAACGAUGAACGCACGGCCCAUCAACGAUGAGCACGCUUAUGAGGUGGACCAAUGGUCUCAAGCCCGCGGUAGUAAGCCUGUAUCAGUCAUGAAGUCACGGAGUGCCAGGACCCCGAGCACAAGGACGAUCUCCCAUCAUGAUAUAGACCAUGUCCUGUAUGGUCAACCGUACCCAGUGGAACUUCAACCCCUCUCUCGUCCUUUCCUUGGCUGUUUAAGGGACGACGACCAUCAUUUCAAGGAGAGCUUCGGAACAUCCUGAGCGGACGUCCGGGCCCGA